This is a messenger RNA of Paralichthys olivaceus (Japanese flounder), 3141 nucleotides long. The record is from RefSeq and is a predicted model, not a curated record. Lineage: Eukaryota; Metazoa; Chordata; Actinopteri; Pleuronectiformes; Paralichthyidae.
AUGGCAGCUCGCCACGUUUGCUUUAUAAUUAUUCCCAAUGUGUUUGUUUGCUCCUCAUGCAGAUUCAAGUUGACCCAGAUAGCGGUGGAUACGUCGGCGGGGCCGUACAAAAACUACACGGUGGUUUUCCUCGGCUCAGACAACGGCCACGUGCUGAAGAUCCUCGCCAGCACCGAGGGAGCCAACGCAUCCUUCAGCACGCAACUCCUCGAGGACAUCGACGUCUACAACCCCAACAAAUGCAACGUGCAGGGGGAGGACCGGAGGGUGCUGGGCCUGGAGCUGGACCGGGAUCAUCACGCCUUGUUCGUGGCGUUUUCCAGCUGCGUGAUCCGGGUGCCGCUCAGCCGCUGCUCCGACUACAGCACCUGCAAGAAGAGCUGUCUGUCUUCACGGGACCCGUACUGCAUUUGGCUGAAGUCAGGCAGCUGUGCCACCGUCUCACCUGGAUUAAAAGGCGGAUUUGAACAGGAUGUGGAGAACGGCUACCAUCAGCUCCCUGAUACCUGCCACGAUGUCCUGGCGACCACACGCAAGCAAAACCCUGCACUAGAUUCAGCGUAUGGGAAGACCACACCCACAAGCGCCAGCACAACCUAUCAUGGGGCGGCAUUCCCAAAGGAGGCAGGUGACCCUGAAAGAGGUACAGGUCCUGAUGGCCCUCCCCCAGUGGGGGAACAAGGGUCACCUGACUCGGAGCCAAUCAGUGUGGAGAUGGAGGGUGUGAGGCGGCCACCAGACCUGGAGAAGACCAAUCACAGUGUUCAUUAUACACUCCUGAUCGCAUGUGUUUUGGUGGCCUUUGUCCUCGGCGCCUUUCUCUCUGGCUUCCUGGUCUCCUGCUACUGUAAUCACACAGGCCACAAGACCAAGAAGUUGGCAAAAGAUCCUGAGGCUCCGAUUCCACACGCCCUAUCCCUCCGCAGCCUGGCCAAACUCAACGGCCUCCUGGACAGCCAAAGUAAGGAUGACAAGCUGGAGGUGUCAUCUCCAAAGAUCUACAAUUCUUUCUUCACCAACAGCAAGGAACAUCACCCAUCAAGGAGAAAUGGCCACCAUGCAAUGACAAUGGGAGACCUGGUUCACCCCCACCAUCACCACCUUCACCAUUCCUCAGAACUCUCCGGUCUGCCGACACCAGACUCGACCCCAGAGCUGCCCAUCAAGAGCAUGAAAGCCUUCAAGAACCAGUGGGAGAAGAACCAGAAUUGCAACAAUGCCAAAGACCCAAAGUCCCACAAUGUUGGCUCCAGACCCAGCUCCGCCCUGCUUCACCAGCAGGUCUUCCCCUACUCCCACGGCCUGUCCAAUGGGCAGCCACUAGUUGGGGGUCACCUCCUUUCAGAGGAACGUAAAAUCCACAAUGUUGAGCGUGUGCUAUCCCAGCAGCCUUACCCUGGUUACUCGCAGAAGGUGAUGGAGGUAACCUCACUGGACGAGCUCCUGAAGCACAUCCAUGAAGCAAGCAGCAGUAAAAACUCCCAGUUGAUGAGCCCAUCAGGUCUGAUGGCCAGUGGUGGUGGAGGCCAAUUAGCCUUUGCCAACCGAAUCCAACCUCAGAUCCCUGAGACCGAAUCUGCCCCCUACUACAGCUCGUCAACUUUACCACGAGAUAGCCUUACCCGACGCAUGGAUGUUCCUCCUGACAUCCCUCCACACCACCAGUCCACUCUAGAGAGGAGGCACUCCUCCCAGAGGCACUCAUUGAUUGCUGCAGCCACCAAGAUGCCAAGUGGAGGUGGAGGAGGGGGAAUGAUCCCUCGCCAGCACAGCUUCAGUCAACGAAACGGUGGGCCCCACCAACCACCUCCCCUGCUGGCACGGAUGAACUCAACAGGCAGCGCAUGCGAGGUUCACUACCCUCUCAUCCCUAAUGGGUACCUGGCACGCCAGCACAGCUACACCGGAGAGCAGGAGGUCCCACACAGGGGUGCCAUUGUCCGCCGGGCCUCCUCGCUCAAACCCGACGUCCCUCCCAAACCUUUGUUCAUACCUGCCACAUCCCCGGUUAACCAACAGGGGAAGUUCAACUACUGAGGAGAUUCACUCCUGGACUAGAGGAGGUCUCCCUCAUUGUCUCCUUAAAGGACAUUCUCUUUGAAGAAAUCCAGUGGGUUUGAGGUUUCAGACAGAACAAGAAAACACAACCUAUCAUGUGACAUCCAGUGUCACUGUGGACAAAAGCCUCAACCAAACUUGUUUUUUCCCACUCUUUUUGUCCAGCGAAUAUCUUUGUACCAUAUUGGUAUUGCUCAGCUACUUGCUUAUUAUAGAACCGCUGACCCGGGUGACGUGACGCCACCUCCUUAUAUUAGGCUGCCAAUGUCCUCAGUGUGGAUUUACAAUGCAACUUAGUUUUUGGACACAUCGAUGUUGGAAAAACGUAACUCAUCAGUCAUCAUGAACACUUUAAAGCCGGAGGCUCCUGCGAUGCUUAGAUUCAGGCUUUUGCUUAACCUUUUCUGAUGUAGUGUUGGUAACCAGUCCCCACCCACCCCACCCUCGAAUGUGUUUAUAUUAUGCAUGUGUGUGUAUAUAUAUGUGUGUUUAUAUCCACACCGUAUAUGUAUACAUAUACAUUUGCAGUAUAUGUAACCUGUGGUGAAAAGUCAGCAAAUUCCCCUGAAAGUAGUUAUGUCUUGGCCUUACUAUACUCUUUCAUCUUUGGGCAUAUCAAACGAUCCCCCCACACACUCUUAAGAAAUAUCUUAGACACCAAAUCAUGCACUUCAUCAACACAGCUCAUUGUCAGUUGGCUAAAAAAACAAUGAACCAAAUUUGUUUGUGUUGACAAGAGAAAGGAAAUACUUCAACAAAGCAGCUAUUCUUGUCUCUUCUCUCUUUUCUUUCCCUGUUCCAGCAGAUGUCAGGUCAGGAGUGACCUAAUUGGGUCCAUUUAAGUUCCUCCAGAAUGUUUCUAUGACGUUGGUGCUCCACAAAUUCAGAGGGUUUAACAUCCUCUGCAAUGAAAAAAAAAAAAUACUGUAUACUCAGAAAUGUUUUGGACCCAAAUGACAAGACAAACAUGCCAUGCCAUCUGGCAGAAUGAACAUUACACGUAGAACGAAUUGCAAGUAUUAUAAUUAUUAACUUUGUGACUAUUGGUUGUAAAUAAAGGAAUAAUUACUAGCCAAAUUUUAA